GUUGGACCAAUAUUAGACGAAAAGAGGAAAACUUGAAAACGUGUGAGGAAAUUCCGUAGCAGUCGUGCUCAGACACUUGCAACGUGAGCUCCUUAAUACUUCAAGACGAAGAGAAUACAUCGCAAACGAGCGGUCCCCAGGACUACGUUCUGUACCGCAAUGAAGCGCCCAGCUGCUUUGCUACUCCUGUUGGCCUUGGCUAUGGGUACUCCUUUGACCCAGAAGCCUGCGACCGUCACGGAGAUGGUGACUACCGAAGAGGUGAGCGCAUCCACGGAGGAGCCAACCGGAACCAUAGUGGAUCCUACCACCGAGCAAUCAGAUUUAGUCAGUGAUGAGGUUGAAGGUGUCACCGAUUCAACCGUUCCCGGGAUAUCAACCAACGAACCCAACAUCAGCACAACUACACCAAAUACCGAUUACCAACCUCCUAGACAUAUUCCCACCCUUCUCGAAGAGAAGUUAGAUCUACUAGGCUGCGAUCUACCCUUGCUGCCGCCACAAUCGCGCGUAUGGAAAGGAAAUGAAACACAUGAGUUGCUGCUGCCUAUUACGGUGAGUGGAAAACAUAAUUUCAAUUAACCCUUCAUUAUUGAG
This is a messenger RNA of Nicrophorus vespilloides, 597 nucleotides long. RefSeq lists its product as uncharacterized. The record is from RefSeq and is a predicted model, not a curated record. The transcript has 2 exons. The coding region runs from base 160 to 582 and encodes 140 amino acids. Lineage: Eukaryota; Metazoa; Arthropoda; Insecta; Coleoptera; Silphidae.